Molecule: messenger RNA, 1162 nt
Organism: Talpa occidentalis (Iberian mole)
Lineage: Eukaryota; Metazoa; Chordata; Mammalia; Eulipotyphla; Talpidae
Product: HLA class I histocompatibility antigen, A alpha chain-like
Exons: 7
Coding region: 34-1110 (358 amino acids)
Biological process (GO): positive regulation of T cell mediated cytotoxicity; immune response; antigen processing and presentation of endogenous peptide antigen via MHC class Ib
Cellular component (GO): external side of plasma membrane
Molecular function (GO): signaling receptor binding; peptide antigen binding
Source: RefSeq, a predicted model, not a curated record
CUCCCCAGCCCGGGUGGAGGCGCGUCCUGGGGGAUGGGGGGCGCAGCCCUCCUGCUCCUGCUCGCGGGGGCCGCGGCCCCGAGGGAGACCCGGGCGGGCCCCCACUCCCUGAGGUUUUUCUGCAUCGUGAUGUCCCGGCCCGGCCACGGGGAGCCCCGGUACAUCUCCGUAGGCUACGUGGACGACACGCAGUUCGCGCGGUUCGACAGCGACUCCCCGGACCAGAGUGUGGAGCUGUGGGAUCCCUGGGCCAAGCUGGCGUUUCAGGAGGACUGCGUCGAGGAGACGUGGAACCUAAGGAACAACACACUGUGGUUCCGAGCGCAGCUGGACUCCCUGCGCGGCCUCUACAACCAGAGCGAGACCGGCUCUCACACCUUCCAGAGGAUGUCUGGCUGCGACGUGGGGCCCGACGGGCUCUUCCUCCGCGCGUACAGACAGUUCGCCUAUGAUGGCGCCGAUUACCUGGCCCUGAACCGGGACCUGCGCUCCUGGACCGCGGCGGACACGGCCGCUCAGAUCUCCCGGCGCGAGUGGGAGGCCCGGGGUGAGGCAGAGAAAUUCAGGAAGUAUGUGGAGGACAAAUACUUGAGGUGGCUGCUCAGAUUCCUGGAGUCCGGGAAGGAGACUCUGCAGCGCACGGAUCCCCCAAAGACACGCAUGACCCACCACCCCACCUCUGAGCAUGAGGUCACCCUGAAGUGCUGGGCCCUGGGCUUCUACCCUGCGGACAUCACCCUGACCUGGCAGCGAGAUGGGGAGGACCUGACCCAGGAGAUGGAGCUGGUGGAGACCAGGCCUGGGGGAGAUGGAACCUUCCAGAAGUGGGCGGCUGUGGAGAUGCCUUCUGGAGAGGAGCAGAGAUACACGUGCCACGUGCAGCAUGAGGGGCUCCUGGAGCCACAAGUCCUGAGAUGGAUGCCCCCUCCUCAGUCCUCCAUUUCCACCUUUGGUAUCAUUGCUGGCCUGGUUCUCCUUGGAGCUGUGCUCACUGGAGCUGCGGUGGCUGCAGCUGUGAUGUGGAGGAAGAAGCGCUCAGGUGGAAAAAGAGGAAACUACCCUGAGGCUGCAGGCAAUGACAGUACCUCUGAUGUGUGUCUUAACCCCUAAAGUGUCCUUCAAAAUAAAUCUGAUUGAAUAAAAUUAUUCCUAUUGUUUUCAG